UUUUUCUGUUUUGGGACGGACUCUCAACGAGUUCGAGUAUGAGCCGAAAGAGAGACAAACCCUACACUUACCGUCAUACACCGGCGCGAAUUUCGAAACGCCGGCGAGCUUGGGAGCCUCCGUCAUCGAAACUCGAUGAUAACAUCGACAAACCGACCAAAAAACCUCCGCCGCCACCGGCGUUGGUCGUUAUCGGACUUCCCGACUACUGUUCAGUACUGGAGCUGAAAUCCCGAUUCGAGAUCUACGGCUCAAUCUCACGAAUCAGAAUCGACAAGGACGGAUUUGGCUCCGUUUCGUACCGCAACGCCGAGUCAGCAGAGGCCGCCAUUGCCGGUAGUCUCGAGCCUUCUUUUGGUAUCUCGAUCGAUUCCAAAAAGUUGCAGGUGGUUUGGGCAACGGAUCCAUUGGUGAAGUGGAGGGAAGGUGUGAGGGAGGCAAAGGAUAAAACGUCGCCGUCUUCUUCUUCCUCGAAGCUUCUCCGACCUGAGAUGCCAUUAAGGAAACAUGGAAGAAGCAAUAGGCUAGCGUCGGCUAUCGUCGACCCGAGAAGCAAAGCUAAUAUCGGCGGAGAAGGAAGUCUAUCUCCGGCGACGAGAAGGGGAUUUAAACAGAGAGACAUUGUAGCCUACGAUGAUAUCCUUUAACGGAAUCAAAUGGAUCAACUUUUUGUUUUCUUCAUUUCUUUUACACUUUUGGCAAUUCUUUCCUUGAAAAAUGUGUAUGUUAUGUGGCUUUAGCAUUUAGUUUUCUUUCUUCUUCUGAAUCUCAUAGGUAAAGUUUGGUUCUUUCUAUUUCAAGAAAUUCUGUACCUUUAA
This is a messenger RNA of Eutrema salsugineum, 818 nucleotides long. RefSeq lists its product as uncharacterized. Gene Ontology annotation, molecular function: RNA binding. The record is from RefSeq and is a predicted model, not a curated record. The coding region runs from base 39 to 647 and encodes 202 amino acids. The transcript has 2 exons. NCBI's taxonomy places the organism in Eukaryota, Viridiplantae, Streptophyta, Magnoliopsida, Brassicales, Brassicaceae.